Molecule: messenger RNA, 949 nt
Organism: Striga asiatica
Lineage: Eukaryota; Viridiplantae; Streptophyta; Magnoliopsida; Lamiales; Orobanchaceae
Source: the annotation of a GenBank genome assembly
CAUUUAUGCCUUUCUCAUCCCCUCCUUAACCCCCGAAUUUCCUAUCACCUCUUGCCUUUUCGCACCAAAACCACAAUUGCAAAAUUUUCCCAAUCCCAAAUCUGAGCGCAUCGAAUUCACCUUUCUCAAAUAUGAUUACACAGAUCACCUGCACCGGAGAAAGCAAAGCAAGAACAAACAUGUAUAUAUACAAACAUCCCAGAGAGAGAGAGAAGAGACGAAUAGAUAGAGAGAGAUGGAAAUCAAAUGGCAGCAACAACAGGGCAUCAAGAAAGAACAGGGCGUUUCUGAGCCCCAGAAAUCACUCACUGAAGCUAAUUUCGAUACAUCUGAAGCCGCCGCUAUUGUUCAGCCGAAAACUAGGUUUUUGGAGAAUUUGAGGCGCAAAUUGGAAGAGGUAGAGAAAGAGGCUGAUGAGAUUCGCCAAGUGAUGGCUAAGCUGGAGAAAGAGAGACGCGCAGCCCAAGACAUCGUGGAAGGUCAAAAUGGUGGCUCUGUCGUGGCUGUCAAGUUAGAGCCAAAGGUAGAGAUAAUAGAGCCUAAGGAAGAGUCGGAUACUCGAUCAAUAUUUGUUGGCAAUGUUGACUAUGCAUGCACUGCCGAAGAGGUGCAGCAGCAUUUCCAGUCUUGUGGAACUAUCAACAGGGUUACAAUUAUGUUAGACACAUUUGGUCAGCCCAAAGGUUUUGCCUACGUGGAGUUUAUGGAGGUUGAGGCUGUUCAAAAUGCUCUACUGCUGAACGAAUCCGAGCUGCGUGGCCGGCAGCUUAAGGUAUCUGUUAAGAGGACUAAUAUUCCUGGCAUGAAUCACUAUCGUGGAAUAUAUCCAAUUCCGUACUAUGGCUAUGGGACGGUUGCUGCCACCAUUAGGGCCAAGUUUGUACAACGGGAGAUCGUUGGAGGUUGUCGGAUUCUGGGAGGUCGUUGGAGGUUGUCGGAUUCUGAGUGA